AUGCUUGCUGAAAUAAACAAACCCCGAAAUCCGGACUCGCGCAGUUUCUUUGAAUGCGAGAAAGUUCCCAGACACAUGAUUAGCAACGCAGAUUUGAUAAAAUCAAUUUAUCCAAAUGCGGCGCCGCCACUACUCUGGGCGCUGCUUUCGCGACUGGUUUGGCUGAAGCGGGCAGAGCCGGCUUUUACAUUACGGUUUUCGGCGCGCCGCUCCCCGCCUUCGCCUUUGCGCUUCGCCCACUCGCCGAUUCCGUUUGAACACGGUAGCGGUGGCGGGGCGGGGCGCGGCGCCACGGACAAAGGGAUGAUACACUCCUCUCGCAGCUUCGUUACAGCACGAGCGCACAAUAAGAUCGGCAACUGGCUGGUGGAGGAAGACCCUCAUCUACUCAAAACAAGGCACCGAGAACAGUAUCUAAACGAGAUUACCGGAGUUAAUUACACGACUCGCACUCGCGAUGAGGCGUUCCACAAGUCGCUCUCGGGGCCCUCCGCCGGGAGAAUCUCCGCUGGCAGAAGAAGACAGAUAGAUCGAACGCAGCUGUCUGGGCCACCUAUUGCCUCUUCUUGCAGGCUUCGCACCGUGCCCGUGCCCGGGGCUUCUUCGACCACCGUCCCAACCGCUUCUGCUGUUGCUGCCUCGGGAACGGGGUUCGGCAACCGGGGAGAGGAUAGGAGUGAACUCUCCCUGUUGUAUCUUGUGACGUUGCGUUCCAAAUGCAGCGCAACGGAGCUUGAAGGCAUUUUCCUGUGUACGAGCGGCUUGCGCGCGCUGGGCCGGCAGCGCCCCUGGCGGCGAAUCCGCGCCCCGCGCCCUGCUCUGUGCGGUGCAGUGUGUCUGAAGCGAGUGCUGGGUGCUGUUGCAGAUGUGCCCAAGUUCGGGGAGCUGAUCAACAACGUGACGGCGCCCGUGGGCCGCGAGGCGACGCUGGCCUGCGUCGUCGAGGACCUGCUCACCUAUAAGAGGGGUGUGACUGGUGAGACGGUGGUUAAGAAACCUUUCAAAAAUCUUAUAUUUAUGUUAGAGAGGGGUGUGACUGGUGAGACGGUGGUUAAGAAACCUUUCAAAAAUCUUAUAUUUAUGUUGAGAACGCGCUGCGCCAGCGGCCGCGUGUCGCGGGCGCCGCUUAAAACACGCGCGAUGGAGCUGCAAAGCGGUGCCGGGUCGGCGUUGGCGGCGCAAUCCAGACCUAUGGCUGCGGCCCUCAUUAAAACAGAGAAAUGCGCGAAAUCUCUUCGCCCGCCGCUGCGGCUGCAGCCAGUAACUUCAUGUUAG
Gryllus bimaculatus (two-spotted cricket) is the source of this 1275-nucleotide messenger RNA. Lineage: Eukaryota; Metazoa; Arthropoda; Insecta; Orthoptera; Gryllidae. The record is from the annotation of a GenBank genome assembly.